This is a messenger RNA of Eucalyptus grandis, 369 nucleotides long. NCBI's taxonomy places the organism in Eukaryota, Viridiplantae, Streptophyta, Magnoliopsida, Myrtales, Myrtaceae. The record is from the annotation of a RefSeq genome assembly.
AUGAUUCAACCUCAAAGCCAUUUGAAUGUAGCGGAUAACAGCGGGGCCCGAGAAUUAAUGUGUAUUAGAAUCAUAGGAGCUAGUAAUCGCCGAUAUGCUCAUAUCGGUGACAUUAUUGUUGCUGUGAUCAAGGAAGCAUUACCAAACACACCUCUAGAAAGAUCAGAGGUGAUCAGAGCUGUAAUUGUACGUACUUGUAAAGAACUUAAACGUGACAACGGUAUGAUAAUACGAUAUGAUGAUAAUGCUGCAGUUGUGAUUGAUCAAGAAGGAAAUCCAAAAGGAACUCGAGUUUUUGGUGCGAUUGCCCGAGAAUUGAGACAGUUAAAUUUCACUAAAAUAGUUUCAUUAGCACCUGAGGUAUUAUAA